Messenger RNA from Exophiala oligosperma, 2097 nucleotides. RefSeq lists its product as uncharacterized. The transcript has 2 exons. The coding region runs from base 1 to 1983 and encodes 660 amino acids. NCBI's taxonomy places the organism in Eukaryota, Fungi, Ascomycota, Eurotiomycetes, Chaetothyriales, Herpotrichiellaceae. Gene Ontology annotation, molecular function: sucrose alpha-glucosidase activity. Gene Ontology annotation, biological process: sucrose catabolic process. The record is from RefSeq and is a predicted model, not a curated record.
AUGAGCGCUGCCGACCAAAUUUCAUUUCUCGAUGAAAGACUCAUCAGCAGUCAUGCGCUCUCAGGCGACAGAGUAGAGGACCAAGUUGACACGGCGAGUUCAGUCAGAAGCACAGAGGUAACGGAUCAGGAAUCAGCAACCGCAGCCUCAAGCACCUUCAGUUCCAGGCCGUCGACACCGCCUUCAGAAGCUGGCUUCCGGAGAUGGCGACCAGGCUACCAUGUCAUUGCCUCCCGCGGUUGGCUGAAUGAUCCUUGUGCUCCAGGCUACGAUCCGCAAACGGGCAUCUACUCGUUGGGCUUUCAGUGGAAUCCUUAUGACUACAAAUGGGGUAACAUGUCUUGGGGAUCGACCGUUUCCACUGAUUUCGCGAAUUGGCAUGUCUCGGAAAGCCCAGCCAUGGAGCCUACAAAGACCAUGGAUCAGUGUGGUGUUUUCACGGGCUGCAUGCUCCAAAAAGACCACAUCACAGACGAUACCUCAGAAGCCGUCAAGGGUGACUUUACAACAAAUAUCGCAUUCUACACAUCUGCUCAGAAGUUACCCAUUACGUUCAAGCAACCUUACACUCGUGGAAGCGAGCAACUGCAUAUGGCGACUUCGACCGACAAUGGCCGUUCAUGGACGAGGGCGGAGAGCAACACCAUUCUGUCCGAACCUCCAACCGAGCUUGGAGACUCAGUCAGAGGUUGGCGAGAUCCUUUCGUGGCACCCUGGAAAGCUUUGGACAGGGCUUUAGGCAGGAAUCACUCGCAACCCGGGCUUUACGGCAUCAUAUCCGGUUCAAUACAUGGAAAGACGCCUACGGUAUUUCUCUACGAGCUCGACAGAAAGGACGUACGUUGUUGGAAGUCUCUCGGCCCGAUAAAUGAUAUACCUGUAAACUUCUCCCCGUCGCCUUGGUCAGGAGACUUUGGUGUCAACUGGGAAGUUGCAAACUUUGUCGAUUUGGUCGAUCCGGACGGCGUGGCAUAUUCGAUUCUCAUCGUUGGCGUGGAAGGUGUACAGACUCGUCCUGGAGACCCUCUGAGAAGCGAGCUUGUCAGGGAACAUAAACAAAUGUGGAUGUGCGGCUCGCUGGAGCAGCACGGAAAAGGCGUACGGAUGCAGUACAACUUUGGCGGAACUCUGGAUCACGGGUGCUACUACGCCUCAAACGGCUUCAAUGAUCCCGUCACCGGCAAUUUUGUAACAUUUGGGUGGAUUUUUGAAGAAGAUCUUUCGCCAACCCGGGUUGCCCAACAAGGCUGGAGUGGAUGCCUGUCGAUUCCGAGGGUGAUUUCCAUGAAAUCCCUGAAUUAUGUCACAGCCGCUCUGAAGACCAACAUCGGCGAUAUCAGCAGCAUUGACUCUUUGGAAGACAAUGGCAUACAUACCUUGAAGGUCCUCGGGGUCACACCCGAUCCACGGUUGGCUCUGUUGAGGAACCUCGAACUUCACGUCGAUAUCACAGAUCAAGUAACCUGGUUCGAGGAAAGUAUGAAGCGGCACUUCGAAUUUCAAGCCAGCUUUGGGGUUACAGACUCCAGCAUUGUCGGUGUGGAUAUUGCUCAUGACGAAGACUUUGCGACCUUCACUUCAAUUCUCUUUGACCCUGCUGAAGAGACUGUGACUAUUGACCGAAGUCGAUCCACGACCGACACCGAAAUCAACACAUCUCCUGAGGAGGCCAAGCAUACCCUAUUCUCAUUCGCCGACGGGACAUCCGAAACCCUGGAUUUACGUGUCUUCUACGACGUCAGUGUGCUCGAAGUCUUCGUCAACGACAGGACGGCGAUUGCUACGAGAAUCUAUCCGCAGAGUAGAAAGUGUUUCGGAGCACGGUGGAUUCGGUCCAACUCUACGGGACCGUCGUCUGACAAUGAUGGUCACCAUCCUCAACAGCAGCUUACAUCGGAGUAUGACGCCAGAAAUGAACAGCCACAAGGAUCAAUGAUCCAAGGCACUUUCUGGUCAUUGAGAGAGUCCGUGCGGUUUAACUGAGUUAAAGGCUUUCCAUAUCUUCUGUCUUUCGACAUAGACAACCUAGAGUAUCGAAGUAUCAGGGUUUGCAAAGCCCUGUGCUUGUUUGUAAAUUUCUAUAUUUCAAGUCCAUGA